AUGGAGAAGAUCAAAGGAUACAAGGAUUUUACGAUGACGGCGGAACUGGAUAACGACAUUGCAACGGAUACAGAACUCCUCAAGCAACGUUACCAGAAAUUUAUUAAAGCAAGCGACCAAGUACGCUGGGCCUUGCAAACUACGAACGCUACCGAGGAGCAAAUCGAGCAAGAUUACUCCACAGUAGCAGAAGUAGAAGAAGAAAUGAGCAAGUUGCAGAGGAAAGAACAGCGCCAGAUAGAUGAGGACAGAAACAGAUUGCUCCAAGACCUGCUUACUCAACAGCAGCAACUCUUUGCAAAUCAGAUCCUCCAACAACAGCAAGCCUACGCCUUACAAAUACAACAACUUAUGGCGCAAGACCAAGCACCAGUUCAAGUAGCAGCAGCAGCAGCUCCAGUUCAACAAGCGACACGUCUCCCCCAAAGACAAAUCAAACACUUUAAAGGAGAUAUUCUUGAGUGGACAUCAUUUAGGGAGAGCUUCUAUGCCUCCAUUCACUCGUCCACAAUGUUGGAUGUUCAAAAAUUCGACUACUUAAAAGAAUACUUGAAGGGGGAAGCGUACUUGUGCGUUGAAAAUCUCGAACUUACUGCUGCAAACUACAACAUCGCCAUAGCAGAGCUGAAAAGAGUCUACGCUAAACCAAAGGCUCUUAUUCAAACUCAUUUGUAA
Messenger RNA from Daphnia carinata, 675 nucleotides. RefSeq lists its product as uncharacterized. Lineage: Eukaryota; Metazoa; Arthropoda; Branchiopoda; Diplostraca; Daphniidae. The record is from RefSeq and is a predicted model, not a curated record. The transcript is spliced from 2 exons. The coding region runs from base 1 to 675 and encodes 224 amino acids.